Messenger RNA from Lachancea thermotolerans CBS 6340, 2640 nucleotides. It is a transcript of the gene MRD1, whose product is annotated as RNA-binding ribosome biosynthesis protein MRD1. Gene Ontology annotation, molecular function: RNA binding. Bases 1 to 2640 code for a protein of 879 amino acids. NCBI's taxonomy places the organism in Eukaryota, Fungi, Ascomycota, Saccharomycetes, Saccharomycetales, Saccharomycetaceae. The record is from RefSeq and is a predicted model, not a curated record. The transcript has a single exon.
AUGUCGAGAGUUAUAGUGAAGGGGCUUCCCAAGUACUUGACUGAUGACCAACUCAAGGACCAUUUCAGCAAAAGACUGGCGCACCUUCAUAAGGGCGCAGAUGUGACGGAAGCCAUCACAGAUGUCAAGAUUCUUAAAAAUAGAGCUGGUGAAUCGAGAAGGUUUGCCUUCGUUGGUUUCAGAUCGGAGGAGGACGCUUUCGAUGCUGUCAACUACUUCGAUCAAUCUUUCAUUCACACCUGCAAGAUCGAGGUCACUAUGGCCAAGAGUUUCGCGGACCCUCGUGUUCCCCAGCCUAUGCGCGAGAAGAGGCGCGAGGCAUUGAAAAGACUUCGAGAGAGAGAAGAUCAGCUUCUCGAGGAGAAGACCGCUAAAAAGCUCCAAAAGCAGAAGCGUGACUCUUCCAAGCCAGGCAUAGACGCAGAAAUUAAAAGCAACAAACAGCUGCAGGAAUUUAUCGACACGAUGAAGCCCAGCUCGCAGGUGGCAUCUUGGGACAAUCUCGGUGGCGCUGUAAAAUCCGCACCCUCGAACCAGCUCGCAGUCCAGGCCGAUGCUCCGCAAGGCAACUCGCUGCUAGCACAGGCACUGGCCAUGAAGUCUGAAGACAAAGAGCCUCAAGGAUUUAGAGCACAAGAAAACGAGAGUGACGACGAAUACACAACACUUGAUGGGCAAAAAGGGCAGGGGGACGACGGUGGCACAGAGGAAGAGCAAAUGGUUAAGCUUGACAACUUUAACGAGCCAGCUGGAGAGAACAUUGCACAAGACCAGGAAGUCUCAGAUUUUGACUGGCUAAAGCAGCGCCGCACAAGAAUAAAGGAACAGCAAGAAAACUCCGUCGGCGCUGGUACCGCGCCAGAGAAGCCAACCGAAACCACGCAAGUAGAUGAGCCAACGGAAACGCCGCCUGCUGAGGAUAAAGAACCAGAACAAUCCCCGGCGGAGCCUCCCAUGGACACCUCAGAGGAAGAAAAAUUCAUCCAAAAAAUUAGAACAACUGGUAGACUUUUCCUGAGAAACAUAUUGUAUACUGCCACUGAAGAAGACUUCAAAGGUCUGCUUGCUCCAUUUGGAGAGCUCGAAGAAGUUCAUGUUGCACUUGACACUAGGACUGGUAAAUCUAAAGGGUUUGCUUACGUUAUGUUUCGCAACCCGGAGGAUGCUGUUAACGCGUAUGUCGAACUUGACAAACAUAUUUUCCAGGGUCGAUUACUUCAUAUACUACCGGCAGACGCAAAGAAGUCGCAUCGGCUCGAUGAAUUCGAUCUCAAAAAUCUGCCGCUGAAGAAGCAGCGUGCCCUGAAGAGAAAGGCCAAUGCAGCGCACGAAACGUUCUCAUGGAACUCCCUUUACAUGAACCAGAACGCCGUACUGGGAAGUGUUGCAGCGAAGUUGGGUGUUCAAAAGUCUGACCUGAUUGACGCAACGGAUGCUAGCGCUGCAGUAAAGCAAGCCUUGGCUGAAGCUCACGUCAUUGGAGAUGUCAGGAAGUACUUUGAGUCCAAAGGAAUGGACUUAGCUAAAUUCGCCGAAAUGAAAUCCCCGAACGACCGUGAUGAUACUGUUCUUCUAGUGAAAAACUUUCCUUUCGGAACCACUCAUUCCGAACUUGCUGAACUGUUUUUGCCUUUCGGUAAGCUACUAAGGCUCCUGUUGCCACCAGCGCAGACGAUUGCAGUCGUUCAGUAUCGCGAUGCUACCUCAGCUAGGGCUGCGUUCACCAAACUCUCCUACAAAAGGUUUAAGGACGGUAUUCUUUAUCUUGAGAAAGGCCCUAAGGGAUGCUUCAAAAGAGACCCUGAAGGCGACGAAAUUGUUGACCUUCACGAAGAACCUCAGUCUGCCACUGCCCGGGAAGCGAGGGCAACCGGAGAUGAGAUCAUGGAAGUUGAUAAAGAUGAUAAGCAGGAUGAAGAUGGAACAGAUGAUGUACUGGAUGGACCUACUGUAUCCAUAUUUGUUAAGAAUUUGAACUUUUCUACGACCACCAAGGAGCUCACAGAAAAGUUCAAGCCAUUCAGUGGCUUUGUGGUUGCCCAGGUCAAGACCAAACCCGAUCCCAAAAACGCCAACAAAACACUCUCUAUGGGUUUUGGAUUUGCUGAGUUCAAAACCAAAGAACAAGCGGUGGCUGUUAUUGACGCAUUAGAUGGAGCAGUUUUGGACGGACACAGGAUUCAACUAAAACUCUCCCACCGCCAAGGCUCUGCAGCCCCUACUUCUGGCCAGUCCAAGAAGAAAUCCAGCGGUAAAAUCGUCGUUAAGAAUUUGCCAUUUGAGGCUGAACGCAAGCAAGUUUUCGAAUUGUUCAGUUCAUUCGGACAGCUCAAGUCAGUUAGAGUGCCUAAAAAAUUCGACAAGUCUACUAGAGGUUUUGCUUUCGUUGAGUUUCUACUACCAAAAGAGGCUGAAAAUGCUAUGGAACAACUUCAAGGUGUGCAUUUGUUGGGUCGGAGACUUGUAAUGCAGCAUGCUGAACAAGAACCCCAAGAUGCAGAGGAGCAAAUUGCAAGGAUGACUAAGAAGGUGAGGUCUCAAGUAGCAACUCAGGAACUUGCUGCUCUGCGGAACGGAGGCCGUAGAAAGGUGGAUCUCGAGGACGAAUUAGAUGAAAACGAUGGUUUGAAUGGUUUUUAA